Colletotrichum karsti is the source of this 2766-nucleotide messenger RNA. RefSeq names its product transmembrane. Gene Ontology annotation, molecular function: calcium ion binding. The record is from RefSeq and is a predicted model, not a curated record. NCBI's taxonomy places the organism in Eukaryota, Fungi, Ascomycota, Sordariomycetes, Glomerellales, Glomerellaceae. The coding region runs from base 1 to 2766 and encodes 921 amino acids. The transcript has a single exon. Gene Ontology annotation, cellular component: membrane.
AUGGCAUCAUCUGGGAAGCUAUGGGUGCUCCUGCGUCUAGCUGCGCUUGCAGGAGCAGUGCCGGUCGUUUACUUUCCAUUCAACUCUCAGCUACCACCAGCAACGAGAAUAUCCGAGCCAUUCUCCUACACUCUUUCACCGCAGACCUUUUCUUCGCAAUCACGAAUCUCUUACAGUUUGAGAGAUGCACCAAAAUGGCUCUCUAUCGACUCCAGUACUGGACGGCUCUCUGGGACCCCCGAGGACGCCGAUGUUCCGCCAGGACAAGUGGUUGGAGUACCAGUCGACAUUGUUGCGACAGAUGACACUGGUUCGACAACGAUGACAGCCACUCUGGUGGUGACCCGAAAUCCGGCGCCCAAGGUCGAGAUACCACUGUCACAGCAGAUAAAGACAUUCGGAGAAACAUCGUCGCCAACUGCCGUUGUAACUUAUCCCGCUUCCGAAUUCUUCUUUUCUUUCGCCAAGGACACAUUUUCUUAUACUGGAGAUGGCAUCAACUACUACGCUACUUCGGCAAAUAACAGCCCUUUGCCCUCAUGGAUCAAGUUCGACGCGGGCAGCCUCACGUUUUCAGGAAACACGCCGCCUUUUGAAUCCUUGGUCCAGCCGCCUCAGAAAUUCGACUUCAGUCUCGUUGGAUCUGACAUUGUGGGAUUCUCGGCUGUGUCUAUCGUGUUCACUAUUGUUGUCGGUGCACAUAGGCUAACGACAGACACGCCCGUCAUCAAGAUCAACGCAACCAGAGGCAAAGAAGUCUCUUACGAAACAUUAGCUGACAGCAUCAAGCUAGACGGCAGCCCCGUCUCACCGGCUGAUCUGAACCUCACCACUUCCAACAUACCGAGCUGGCUCUCGGUCGACAACACUACACUUUUGCUUAAAGGCACGCCCCCUAAUGAUACGCAGUCAUUGAAUUCCACCCUCACAUUUAGCGACAUAUACGCCGACACACUCGACAUUUUAUUAUCGGUUUCGAUCACGACGCAAAUUUUUCGAGGUACAAAACUUGAGUUCGAAGUUACGCCCGGAGAGGACUUCUCGUUCGAUAUAGAGCCUUAUUUGUGGGUGCCGUCGGACAUAGAAUUGGAUCUCAGCAACUCACAAGAUUGGGUGAAUGUGGAUGGGCUCAAAAUAACAGGGAAGGUCCCAGAAUCGGCAUCUGCUGCGACGCCCAAGUUUUUAGUAAAGGCAACUUCGAAGAGCUCUGGGGAAUCGGAAACCGUUGCUGCAGAUUUCGAGGUUCUCUCGGUAGUUGCGACAACUUCAGCAGAACCGACGCCCUCUGCCAGCCCAACAAAACCAGCAGCAAGCAACGAUUCACGGCGAGGUCUGAAUCCUGGGUUGAUUGCUUUGGCGGUGCUUCUGCCUCUGCUUGUCCUAUUCAUCAUCGUGAUCUUGAUCAUAUGCUGUCGGCGGAGAAGGCAGCGCGACUCCAUGCACGAACAAAAGAAGAGGGAAAUAUCGGAGCCUGUACCUGGGUCUUUCGUCUGGAACGGAAGGAGACACAGCGGAGACACAUCGAAUGCUUCCCUCGCCGAGAUGCAGAAACCGGAAGACCACAGACGCAGCCGAGGAUACAUCACCUCUGCUGUUGCGCAAAUGCGAAACUCGGCGCUUUCAACCAUCACUGGAUCCCGCAUCUCCCAGCGCAACUCUUCGCUCUGGAGGAGGUCUCGGAGCGAAAGAAGCCUGCCGAUAUCUCCUUCUUUCGGCUCAUCCUGGGGCCCACGCUUUCAACCACAACAUGCACAUCAGGGAUCAACAAGCACCUACGAUGGCCCAGAUGACGUGCUGUCUGCGUCCCCAGGAUUUCUUGGCCAGCGGGACGAUUCGUUCCGCAGUGCACUGGAUGUCGCCAUCCCGUCCAUGCACGACGAAGUCAGCAGCAUUCAGGCAACGCCUGAUAUGGCCUACACAAGCCCCUGGGGAGAGCCGUCCAGAUUAGUCCUCGACAGAUCCACGCCACUGUCCGCUGCAUCCCAUUCCGACAGCCUCGCGUCUAUCCCAGAACAGCCGACACCUUUGGGAUCUCACCCUACACAUGGGAGGCGCUUCUCUCCUGCCCAGAGACCCAGAAGGACGUUUUCUGUGCUCAGCGAUACCAGGUCGCAAAGCAGCCUUCGCAGCUCGCUGUCUGGAUCAGGGAGAGGCAGGGUCAUUGGGCGACAAGACUCCCAACCAGGUUCGUGGGCCGGAUCGGUAGCUCGGCCGAUCAGCAGGAAGUCAGACUCCAGCCCUUUCUUCGGAGGUCGCUCUGUGGUUCCAUCCCGCAACCGUUACCACCUAGACAGCGACACCGACUCGGUGGGAUCGACGAGGGGGACAGAAAACUGGCAGACGAUCCCGAGGGACUCACUUGGCAUCGCGUACGCUGAGCUGACGCAAAGUUCCCCAUUCCUGAGACAUACAUCGUCGAUGUCCCCUCGACCUCUCAGCAUCGUCAAAAAGGACUCCAGCGGGCCAAGGUACACCAGGGAAAGCCGAGUCGGCAAGCAGACACCGCUCUCGCGGCGGACGUCGUCUAGUUCCAACGCAAGAUCGACGGGUCGCUGGAGUAGGCAGUCUUUGGCUGAUCAGGGCAACCGGCUGGGAUACGCGUCUUCACGAGCGAGCAGCGAAGUGCUGGGCAAAGGCAAAGGCGUCGCCAGAUACUCACCGGGGGUGGACUCGGACUCGGACUGGGUGACGGAGGCGGGAACUGUGGGGAAAAAGGGACCUCGGAGUCGAUUCAACAGCGACGAGGACUUCCGUGUAUUCAUGUGA